Messenger RNA from Chelonus insularis, 1657 nucleotides. RefSeq names its product CD63 antigen-like. Bases 310 to 1032 code for a protein of 240 amino acids. The record is from RefSeq and is a predicted model, not a curated record. NCBI's taxonomy places the organism in Eukaryota, Metazoa, Arthropoda, Insecta, Hymenoptera, Braconidae. The transcript is spliced from 6 exons. Gene Ontology annotation, cellular component: plasma membrane.
CCUCUUUCUGAUGCUUCAAGUCGUACUCGGUCCUUCUCUGUAUAAGGAAAGGUGCGCGCGCAGGACAGCAAUAGCCGCGACAACAAAAAUAUUGGCGCAUUUCAGAGCGAGUCUUCGAAACGGACGGGUGAGUGUAACGUGAGUGCGUCAAGAAGAGAAAGAAGAAGAGAGAAACAAGUGAAAACAAAAAAAGACAAAUAGAGAUUCAAGAGUUUGCAGUUAACUGUGAAAUAAAAGACGUUAAACGAGUGUGAACUACUGUUAUUUAAGUCAUUUACAUUGAAAAUCUAAAGAGUUUUAACAAUCAAGAUGGUGUCCGGAGGAAUGGCCUGUGUGAAAUAUCUUCUAUUUUUAUUUAACCUGAUUUUUGCUAUCACAGGAAUCGUCUUCAUUGUUGUUGGAGCUCUGAUUCUUGCUAUGUACAAUGACUACAGUAACUUUAUGGACAAUUGGUUCUUUGCUGCACCUGUCUUGAUGAUUGUCGUUGGCAUCACAGUCUUCCUCGUUUCCUUCUUUGGAUGUUGUGGUGCAGUCAAAGAACAUCAUUGCAUGAUAAUUACCUUCUCAGUUUUGUUGUUGCUGAUCUUCGCGAUGGAGCUUGGCGCAGGCAUUUGUGGUUACAUGAUGCGCAACGAAGUAGGCAGGAUGUUACAGACUCGUUUAAACAACACAAUGUCGCUUUACACGAGUGAUCAAAAGGUUCACAAGUCUUGGGAUGUUUUACAACAUGAUUUCAAAUGCUGUGGCAUCAAUGGAACAUCCGACUGGGCAGUUUUAUUCCCGAACAUUGAAUUACCUAAUUCCUGUUGCCAUGAAAUGCCACUCAAUCAAAAAUGUGACUCGAAUUCUGUCACCGUUAGUACUGAAGGAUGUAUGAAGAAGUUAAAAUCUGCUAUUGAAGACAAAGCUAUCAUUUUAGGAGCUGUAGGCAUAGGAAUUGCCCUUGUUCAGCUCAUCGGGGUAAUAUUCGCUUGCUGUUUGGCUCGAUCAAUUCGUCGUGAAUAUGAAACUGUCGAGACCACAGCACACUGAUGAACUACCAGUGAAGCAUAACAUUUCAUAUGAAACUAAUAUUGUUCAUCAUGCAUUAGUAGAUAAAUAAUGAUAAUUUUAAAAUUGCAAAUGAAAACAAAUUCAUUGAUUACUUAAGAAUUUUAUUGCGACUUGAAUUUGAACAUUUAUCGUGCUUAUUGAACGUGUUUAGCAAGAGAGGAAUGAUGCAUAAAUGCAAAAUACGUUGGAUCACUUACCAAUAAUGUUGUUACGAAGACUCAUAAUUACAUCAGUUUUUUAUUAAUUAAUUAAUGAACAAUAAAUUAUAAAAAAUCUCUAAACAAUCGAAAGUUUUAAUAACAAAUAUAUCUAAUGUGAAAAAAACAAUCAUACAAACGAAAUUAUUCAUAGCGUAAAUAAAAAAAAGUAUUUCAAAUUGUAAUUAUUUUAUCAAAUGGCAUAAUGUAUUGAAAACUAAUAUUAAACAACUGAUGUUAUUAUAUGAAUGAUAAUAAUUAGUCAAAGCUCAUAUCUUCAAGUGCAUAUAAAAUGUCAAAAUAAAUUAAUCUGCGUGUAAUAAUAAUACAAAAAAAAACUCGAGGAAGAGUCUGAUUCAACUGCCAAUUACCGCCAAAAUGAAUUUUAUUAUAUAAAUAAGAAAAAA